CGCUGUAAACCAACUAUGUGGUCAGCAUUUAUUUUGUAUGGAGGUGCCAUGGAGAAGGAGCAGUGGAGUUGUUCUGUUUAAAAAUGGAAUGUUUAAGUCAUGUAGAUCAAUGCCCGAUGUCGAAAGAGUGUCAGAAUGGACACAGAGAGCCUGACCACAACAAUUCCGAGACAGAAAAUGAACCAAUGCUCAGAGAAAACCCAAGACGUUUUGUCAUCUUCCCCAUACAAUAUCCUGACAUCUGGAAAAUGUACAAACAGGCGCAGGCGUCCUUCUGGACAGUAGAGGAGGUGGAUCUCUCUAAAGACCUCGUGCACUGGGACAACUUGAAGUCUACUGAGAAACACUUCAUCUCCCAUGUCUUAGCCUUCUUUGCUGCCAGCGAUGGCAUUGUCAAUGAGAACUUAGUCCAGAGGUUCUGCCAGGAGGUUCAGGUUCCAGAGGCACGUUCCUUCUACGGCUUCCAGAUCCUCAUGGAAAACGUUCACUCCGAAAUGUACAGUCUGCUCAUCAACACCUACAUCAUGGACUUGAAGGAAAGGGAUUACUUGUUUAAUGCAAUUCAGACAAUGCCUUGUGUGAAGCAAAAAGCUGAUUGGGCACUCCAGUGGAUAUCAGACAAAUCCACUUUUGGGGAGAGACUAGUUGCAUUUGCUGCUGUGGAGGGUAUCUUCUUCUCAGGUUCAUUUGCUGCAAUCUAUUGGCUGAAGAAGCGAGGCUUGAUGCCGGGUCUUACCUACUCCAAUGAACUAAUCAGCCGGGAUGAGGGCCUGCACUGUAACUUUGCUUGCCUACUGUUCAGCUACAUUGUGAAGAAGCCUUCAGAGAACAGGAUAAAGGACAUUAUCAGGAAAGCCGUUAGCAUUGAGCAGGAGUUUCUGACCGUGGCUUUACCAGUAAAUCUCAUCGGAAUGAAUUGCUCACUGAUGAAGCAAUAUAUUGAGUUUGUUGCUGACAGGCUGCUUGAGGAUCUGGGACUAAACAAGGUUUACAAAGUUGAAAACCCUUUUGACUUCAUGGAGUCCAUUUCAUUGGAGGGGAAGACUAACUUUUUUGAGAAAAGGGUAUCUGAGUAUCAGAGAUUUGGAGUGAUGUCUAAUGCCAUGGACAGUGAAUUCACUCUGGAUGCUGACUUUUAAGCUGACUGGCACACAGAUUUAUAUAAUUAUUUUAUCCACAUUAUCCACAUUAUAACAAACAGUGAAUUCAGUCCACACAUGACAGAGUUCAGAGAUUUGAAUGACAUUGUAAUAUGCACAUAUUUAUGUAUUUUGUUGAGUUACAUUUUUAUUUAUAUUGGGAAACCACAAAGCUGUGGCUCGAGAUACCGCAAAGACUGCGGCUUGUUUUGAGAAACCCCAAAUACUGUGGCUCGAGAUACCGCAAAGACUGGCUCGAGAUUCCGCCAAGACUGCGGCUUGUGUGUUUUUGACUGGCUUGUAUUUUUGUGAGUUAGAUUUUUAGUUAUAUUUGGAAACCACAAAAACUGUGGCUGGGCUUAUGUGUUCUGAAUUCCCGCAAAGACUGCGGCCCGUGUGUUUGUUGAGUUUUGGGUUUCCGCAAAGACUGCGGCCUGUGUUUUUGUUGAGUUACAUUUUUAUUUAUAUUGGGGAAACCACAAAGACUGUGGCUCGAGAUACCGCAGACUGCGGCUUGUUUGGGAAACCACGAAGACAGUGGCUCGAGAUACCGCAAAGACUGCGGCUUAUGUGUUUUGGAUUCCCGCAAAGACUGCGGCCUGUUUUUGUUGAGUUACAUUUUGUAUUACUUUUAUCACUUGUAUUAUUGUUUUUAUUAAUUUAAUGUAAAGCACCUUGAGCUGAAAUUCUUGUAUGAAAUGUGCUAUAUAAAUAAAGUCUAUAUGUAAA
Molecule: messenger RNA, 1868 nt
Organism: Osmerus eperlanus (European smelt)
Lineage: Eukaryota; Metazoa; Chordata; Actinopteri; Osmeriformes; Osmeridae
Gene: rrm2b
Product: ribonucleotide reductase M2 b
Exons: 9
Coding region: 84-1139 (351 amino acids)
Biological process (GO): deoxyribonucleotide biosynthetic process
Cellular component (GO): cytosol
Molecular function (GO): ribonucleoside-diphosphate reductase activity, thioredoxin disulfide as acceptor
Source: RefSeq, a predicted model, not a curated record